Molecule: messenger RNA, 2511 nt
Organism: Entrophospora candida
Lineage: Eukaryota; Fungi; Glomeromycota; Glomeromycetes; Entrophosporales; Entrophosporaceae
Source: the annotation of a GenBank genome assembly
AUGGAAAUUUAUGAGAAUAAAGAUUUUAAUUCAGAUGAUGAUAAUGCAACAGUCAGAGGUGAUGAAUCAGAAGCAGAACACACUGAUUUCCCAACUUUUAGUAAUGAUGAUGGUAUCAAACAUAUGGGAUCUAACAGUUUUGAUAAUGUUGUUAACAGAAGACCACCUUCAAAAAGACAAUUAAUAUCAAAGUCUAAUAUUGACAACAACGACAAUGAUGUAAAACAAAAGAAAAUGAAAAGUGACAACAAAGAUAAAGUGACAAAAACUAAAAGAUUGACUAGAUCACCCAAUAAACAACUUGCAAUAAAUAAAUCUUUAAGACUUCAAAGUACACACAACAUUUCUAAUAGUAAUAAUAGGCGAAAAUUUAUUUAUAAAGUAAAUGAAAUAGAUAAGAAUGAUAUUUUUGCUAGAGAUAGAGCUGGUCAAACAAAUUUAAACAGAGCAUGUCAAGAAGGUAAAUUAGAUAGAGUUAAAUAUUUGAUAGAUAAAGGAUCUGACAUUAAUGCAUGUGAUAAUGCAGGGUGGACUUCACUUCAUGAAGCUGCAUAUCAUGGAUAUUUAGACAUUGUAUAUUUUCUGUUAGAAAAUGGAUCAGAAGUUAAUGCUAUUUCAUAUAAUGAAUUGGACACCCCACUUCAUGAUGCAUGUGCUGAAGGUCAUGAAGAUAUUAUUAGAGCGUUGUUAGAGUAUGGAGCUGACCCUGAAAAAACUAAUGUUCAUGAAAAAAAACCUGGGGACUACACAAACAAUAGCAAAAUUAUUAAAUUAUUGGGGACACCUGUGGAAGCUGUUAAAACACCUGUUAAAAAGUCAAACCUUGUAUAUUCAAACAAAAGACCAUCAAAUACAUUAUUAUUAAAAAGUAGUGGUACAAUUGGAGGUGAUGAUGUUCAAAUUAAAAGGCCUAUAAUUUUGGAAACAAAUGACAUUUCUAAACCCAAACCAAAAGGUUUUGCAAACAAAAAAAAUUUAGUUAAUAUACCGGAAAGUCAGAAAUCCAUUCAAAAGAAAUCACCAAUUCCAAACUCUAACAGUGUUACUAGAAAUAACAUUGUUAUCAACAAUUAUGGUAUUAUCAAGAAAAAUAAAAGUAGAAAUGUAAGUUCCAAAUUUUCUAAUAAUGAUAUUUUAAGAAUGGAUCUUAAAAGUAGAGAUUUAUCUGGUAGAGGUCAACUUCAUAUUCAUGCCAAGAAAGGUAACAUGGAAAUGAUAGGAAAUUUGAUUGAAGCAGGAGCUAAAGUCAAUAUUACUGAUAAUAAUGGACGUACACCAUUGCAUGAGUCUGCAUAUGAAGGUCAUUAUGAAAUUGUGAAUAUAUUGGUUGCAAUGGGUGCAAAUAUAAAUGCCACUGAUAGAAAAUUCAAUACACCACUUCAUGAUGCAGUCAAGAAUGGUCAUACUGAUGUUGUGGAAGUUCUUUUAUUAAAUAAUGCUAAACCUUGUGAGAAAAAUAUUGAGAAUAGAAUGCCUUUAGAUUUAGCUAAAUGUAGAAAAGACAUUGUUGAAUUAUUAUGUAAAGUUCUUCAACUAAAUCCUGAGGAUUAUUUGCAUCCUAUUAUUAGCAAUAAUAAUAAUGAAAUUGUAGAAGAAAUUAAAAUUGAGCCUCAUGAAGAAAUAUUUGAAUUAGAAGUGAAAGAAGUAUUAAUAGAUAACAGUCAAACAUCAUUGAAUUUUAAUGCAUUUGAAGAGCUUCCUCAUACACCAGAAUAUUUGAAAAUGGAAAUAAAAGAUAAACAUUCUGGACCAUUGUAUACAGUUCAACUGAACACUGGAAUUUCAGGAUAUCCACUUGCUGCACCUACCACUCCUGCAUCUGGAACAUUAUUUGUUGUGGAUUUACAAGUAGAAUUAAUCCUAAAUUUGAAAAUAAGCACAUUGACACAAUUAUAUCCAAACCUUAUUAACAGACCUAUCUCAUUAAUGGAAAAAGAAAGACUCUGGCCAUUAUUGCGUUCUAUGAUAUGGGCACCAUCAAAAUCUAUCAAUCCUUCUGAAGUCGUUGCAUUGGAAGAUCAAAGAAAAUCAAAAUUCUUAAAAGUUCAAAUGCAUUUUAUAACUCAUGAAGAUGCUAUUAAAUUAGUCAAAGAUGAAUUGAAAAACUUUUACCUUACAACCGUUGAAUUGGAUCUGUCAGACUAUCCAAAUAUGGAUGAUGAUAAAAUUAAGAUUAAUGAAAACAAUUAUGGUAAAAUGGAAAUUGAUGAUGAUGAUAAUAAACUCCUUCCACUAACACCAAUUUCACCUACUGCACCUAAUAGAAUACUAGCAAAAGAUAUUACCACAGUUUCCGAACCUUUUAUUGGAUCUGCUAAAAUUAGCUAUACAUUGAGUAUUAUUGGUGCUGCAUCUGCGAAUACAACCUUUGUUCCAGAAUUCAUUAAUUAUUUAGCAGUAUUAGAGAAUAUUUUACAAUGGAUAGAUUUAUCAUUUUAUAUUACACUGUAUGACGUGAAAGACGAUUCACUAAGUCGUAGCGAAACAGAGGCCUUGGUCAUGUCAUAUUAG